GCGGAGUCCAUCGGCACCAAGGAUAGGAAUGUUACUAACGCGCUUCUCCUCACUGCAUUUUACUGAGCUACAUACUUAUAUAAUAUGCAUGUGUGCAAUUUUAAGAUUCUCUGUGUGAACUCCCGCUUGAUUCUGUUAACUUUACGCUGACCGAAUUGGUUUCGAAACAUUAAUAUUUUCAUAGAGAAGUACGCUCGGGAGGAGCCGCCUGCACAUUUCGGAGUUUUCAACGGAAAAAUAAAAAAUAUUAUUCAAAAGUCAACGAAGACUGCAUUUUCAAUUUCAAAAGAGAUGUUUUGUGUUGCUUUUUCCCCCUUUCUCGAAAUUUAACUAUUAAAAAUAACUAUGGACAAUGAAUUAUGAUAUACUGGAUAUUUAAACCUAUAAGACUGUUAAACUGAUAUAUGUGAAUCAAUUAAUCAGUCGCGCAGCAAUUCACGCUUCCUGAAAUUCUGAUUUCAUAAACUUUUGGGCUGAGCCGAAGGAUUUCUCCGUCGUUGGCCGGGGAUGGCUUUGCACGGGUGUUUCUUGCUGCGCCGGAGGUACCUCGCCGGGAUAGCGCUAAGGCUGCUGUUUCUUCUGCCUGCAGGAGCUCCGGCUCAGAGCGGGGAGUCGUCUUUCUCCAAACCCAUGGACAACGUCACCGUCAGGCAGGGCGACAGUGCCGUUUUAAAAUGCAUCACAGAAACCAAGGUGUCGAGGGUGGCGUGGCUGAAUCGCACCACCAUCCUGUUUGCCGGCCAAGAGAAGUGGUCCUUGGACCCCCGUGUGGUUCUCCUGAACGACACACCUGUCACGGAGUACAGUAUCCGAAUCCGCAACGUGGAUGUGCACGACGAAGGUCCCUAUGUUUGCUCCAUCCUCACCAACAGGAAGCCCAAGUCGUCAAGGGUACACCUCAUAGUACAAGUUCCUGCAAGGAUCGUAAACGUAUCCAAAGAUAUGACAGUGAAUGAAGGCAGCAACGUCAGGCUCGUAUGUCUGGCUACCGGGAGACCAGAGCCCAGCAUCACAUGGAGGCACCGUUUAAUGCGAGGAAACAAAUUCCUGUCUGAAGGCGAAUACAUCGAGAUCACAGCGAUCACCAAAGAACAAUCUGGAAUUUACGAGUGCACCUCCAGCAAUGACAUUUCAGCUCCUGACAUGAGAACAGUGCACAUCACAGUCAAUUAUCCACCAUCCAUCCUUAGCACCAGGGCCACUGGAGCCGCCAGGGGGCAGCAGGGCGUUCUGCAGUGUGAAGCCUCAGCAAUCCCGGGGGCGGAGUUCCAGUGGUACCGAGAAGGUCGCAGGAUCCUCAGUGGAUUGAAUGGGGCAAAGAUAGAAAACAUGGGUAAAAAAUCCAGGCUAGUCUUCUUCAACGUUUCUGAGGAGCAUUACGGCAACUACACCUGCGUGGCCACAAAUGUGAUGGGAAACACUAAUGCUAGCAUGAUACUACAUGGACCAGGUGCUGUUCGCGACGUGAGUGGGGCAUGCCUAACCAAGCACUCCUCCCUGUGCCUGCUAUGGACUGCAGCUUUUCUGCUUGCCGCCCCCUUUUGAAAGAACUGUGAACUGCAUCCAGCAAAGGGGCCGUUAAGGUCCAGGCAGCCAUAUGAAAACAAGCUACACAAACCAGUUCAGUGUCUGGUUCAGUCUUUGAAUUUUUUCUUUUUGUGAUCUGACAGGGAUAAAGGUGCAGCAGUAUCUUGGCAUUUAAAUUGCAUUACUGAGAACAGCAUUAAAGAUGGUGUAUGGUGUAAGUUUUUUGUAUGUAAAUCCAUAGUACAUAUUAUGAGACUUUAGUCAUAUUGUAUAUUAUCCACAGUCAACACCCAUUUUGACAGUUUUUUAUUUUCACUGGGGUUUUUAAUAUGUAGAUGAAUUGUUUAUUUAAAUUAUGUCUGGAGGUGCUCCGUAUGUAUCGGAGGUGUUAUUUCAGUAUUUGAAAUUGUAUGUUAACUUUAUAAGUUGCUGUUCACUUUUUGGUUUUUACAAACUUCUAGAGAUAUUUUGUGUCUUCGCGCUGUUUUGUUUGAAUUUUAAUGUAACAGAAACAUUAAAAUUAUGUUGAAUAUGGGUGAUUUCGGUAACGGCACAAUUGAAAAUGUAUGACUAGUGGAUUCACCAAUGAGUCUAAGAAAUAUUUGAACAGUUUCUUGCAUCACAUUCCAUAUUCAAGGGAUUAUUGGUAUUUAAAACAAAAACAUGUAAUUAAGGAAGAGGAAAUGCCAUGUAUAAAACAAAAGUCUAGUUAAAAAACUAGGUCAUAAAACAUAUAGAGUGCAAACAGCUUGUGUAGUAAUAGUGAAAAGCUGAUACUGCAACAACAAGAAUAUACUUUUCAUGGAUAUGCGUUACUUAAAGUAUGCUGCUCUCUUCAGUUACUCAUAGAGGUGUUUCAUUCUGAUUCAUCACUGAUCACAAUGCACAGCUGUAGAUCACUCACUUUCUAGUCUCAUUCUGUAUGGACUGAAAUGGAAAUAAAAAUGUUAGGACUGUAA
This is a messenger RNA of Brienomyrus brachyistius, 2486 nucleotides long. Its product is annotated as opioid-binding protein/cell adhesion molecule homolog. Bases 508 to 1545 code for a protein of 345 amino acids. The record is from RefSeq and is a predicted model, not a curated record. NCBI's taxonomy places the organism in Eukaryota, Metazoa, Chordata, Actinopteri, Osteoglossiformes, Mormyridae. Gene Ontology annotation, cellular component: neuron projection. The transcript is spliced from 7 exons.